This is a messenger RNA of Pelobates fuscus (common spadefoot toad), 3406 nucleotides long. RefSeq names its product adhesion G protein-coupled receptor D2 (gene ADGRD2). Gene Ontology annotation, molecular function: G protein-coupled receptor activity. Lineage: Eukaryota; Metazoa; Chordata; Amphibia; Anura; Pelobatidae. Gene Ontology annotation, cellular component: plasma membrane. The transcript is spliced from 26 exons. Gene Ontology annotation, biological process: cell surface receptor signaling pathway; adenylate cyclase-activating G protein-coupled receptor signaling pathway. Bases 109 to 3231 code for a protein of 1040 amino acids. The record is from RefSeq and is a predicted model, not a curated record.
CUAAAGCUUGUUUUUCUCAGAAGUAAGAAAAAGGGAAGCAGCAUUUCUGAAAAGGGCACAGGACUCCAUCUACUUUAGUUGGCACGGCAGAUCAAGGAAUAUUGAAAUAUGGGAAGAAAUGAAAAGUCUGUAUGCAGCUUCUUAUUAUGUUUCCUGCUGAUCAGAGGUUUGGAAAGCUCGUCGGGGGUCUUGAGCUCCAAUCAUACACACACUAUAGGUUCAGAUACAUCUGUGACUUUCAUUGAAACACAUCAAGGAGUAUAUGAGUAUAUCAGCAAACCUCUUGAUCAGUGGAAUGCUGAGAAGUAUUGUGAGCACAAAUUCGCAUCUCUGCUUUCUGAAGAAAAUGGUAACCUGAAGGUUACUCAAAACCUGCUGCAGUCUAACCUGGUGCAAUUCCCUAUUUGGCUCAAAAAGGCAAAUUCAGCUUCAUCGCGGCCACAGUCUCUCACAGCCUUGUUUUUUAAGAACCAGAGUGACUCUAAGUAUGCAAGAUUACUGGUGAACUUUAAGCCUCUACCAGAAGUUACAGUUUGUGCAUAUAUCCAAUGGGAAGGUACAGACGGAAUUUCUGAAACAAUUUUUUCUUAUGCAGUGCCAACUUUUUUCAAUGAGUUCCAGUUGAGAGGUCUAUUGAAAGAUGGGCAAGUUCAGUUUGCCAUACUAGUUCAUGGUCAACAUACACCAUUCUCACCCAUGUUCAACAUUGAUCGACUCUGGCAUCAUUUCUGUGUUACCUGGAAUACUUUGAAUGGCACAUGGGCUUUGUAUGCUGAUGGACAAAUGAAAGCUACAUCCACCAACAUCUAUGCCUUCCAGGAAAUCAUGAAAGGUGGUAUAUUUAUUGUGGGCCAAGAUCAAGAUACCUUUGGAGGUAGUUUCAAACAGAAAGAUUCAUUCAGCGGUAAUAUUACAUACCUGAAUAUCUGGAGAAAAGUGCUCAAUGAUGAUGAAAUAGAACAGGUCAGAUCAUGCAGUUUUUCAGAAAAAUACAUUAUUUUUAAUUGGAAUACACACAAGUUGGAUAAAGAAACAGCUUUACAAGAAUUUGAUAUUCCAGUGGCUUGUCCGGGACAAUCCAAAGGAUGCCAUAUUUUGCAAGGUGAUGACAAAGGAUUGGAUUACACAUCAUGUGUAAAUGAGUUACCUUUUGUUUGUUACUACACACAAGAUGUAUAUCAGAGAUUAAAACGUAUUGUGAAAGUCAGUCAUGGCGAAGUAUUUUCCAAAAGUGUUAACGCAAUUGUAAAUCAACCAUUGAUUUCUGAAAACUUUCUAACAAGUGGGACACAUCAGUAUAAUAUUUCUGAGGCAACUGCUUAUCUGCGUGCAAUUGAGCAAGUGAUAGAGACCGAAGGGAGUUCUGUGCAGCCAGUUGAUCUUCUUUGUGUCAUCCGUUUUCUAAUGGAAGUUGCUGAUACUGAGGUCCAGGGAGAUCCAGAUUCUCUUGAAGAACUAAGCCACCAUUUUGUUCAAGUCAUUGGAUCUCUUAUUGAUCAGCAUAAUGCAGACCUGUGGUCAGAAGUUAAUUUGAUUGUCAAAGGACCCAUGACGAUUGUUCACAUGGUGGAGAACAUGGUAUCCAAUAUUGUCCAAAUUAUGUCUAGGGAAAGAAAAGAAUUUUCUAUUCAUCAUAGAAACAUUGAAGUUGGAAUCAGACAGGUUGAUCCAGAUGCAAAUAGCCUUGUUUACACAGUGCAGAGUGCUGAAAGAAUGGAUCAAAUUGAAGUACCCAGGGAAGAACUCCAGAAAAUUACAGGUCAAAAAAAAGUUAGUGUCAUGAACACUUGGAUUGACUUUGAAAAUCUUCAACAUCUAUUUCAAGUUUACAACAGUAAUCUUAUUAGUGAAGACUCUGCAGUGUCUGACGGAGGAUACAAGUACAUGAGCACCUCACUGGGAUCGGCAAUAAUAUCUUCCACAGUUUUUGUUGGAAAGCAGAAAGUCAGUACGUCUGUUAAAUACCGUCUGUGGCACAAGAUGAAAUCACUUAACUCUUCAGAGAAGGUGGAACAGAGACCAGUGUGUGUCUUCUGGAAUUUCAGCCUCAGCCCAGAAAAUGGAGGCAGUUGGUCCACCUCUGGAUGCAUUUUAAGAAAAAAACUUCCAGAAACAACUACCUGUUUCUGUAACCACACAACCAACUUUGCUGUUUUGUUGCAAGUUUAUGAAGUUCAGAGAAGCUCAGAAGAAGAAUGGACUUUGAGAACCUUGACAUUUAUUGGAUGUGGAGUGUCUCUCAGUGCUCUGUUGGUGACGUUUGUGCUCUUUCUAGUAGUUGGUGUUCCAAAGUCAGAAAGAACAACAGUCCACAAGAACCUGAUAUUUGCUCUUGCUGCAGCAGAGGCUUUGCUGAUGUGUAGUGAACUGGCAAAAACUAACAAGGUUGUUUGCAUCACUGUUACGGCCUCUCUCCAUCUGUUCUUCAUGGCAGCCUUUGCAUGGAUGUUGGUUGAGGGUCUUUUGUUGUGGAGUAAAGUUGUCGCUGUUAACAUGAGUGAAGAUCGAAGGAUGAGGUUUUAUUACAUCACUGGAUGGGGACUUCCAAUUGUAAUUGUCAGUGUGACUUUGGCAACGUCGUUCAAUAAGUAUGUGGCAGACACUCAUUGCUGGCUGAAUGUGCAGACUGAUAUAAUCUGGGCAUUUGUGGGACCUGUUCUCUUCAUACUUACGGUUAACACAAUUGUACUAUUCAGGGUAGUGAUGGUGACCAUCUCAAGUGCUCGCAGACGCUCCAAGAUGUUGACUCCUAACUGUAGCCUCGAGAAACAGAUUGGGAUACAGGUCUGGGCCACUGCUAAACCCAUCUUGGUGCUUCUUCCUGUACUUGGUCUAACAUGGCUGUGUGGUGUUUUGGUUCACCUUAGCAUAGUGUGGGCAUAUGUCUUCAUUCUCCUGAACGCAUUCCAGGGUUUGUACAUAUUCCUGGUAUAUGCCAUUUACAACAGUGAGGUGAGAAAUGCUAUACAAAGGAUGAAAGAAAAGAAAAAAGCCUUGUCCUUUACGAACUGCUCCCAGCAAACAAACUACUUGUCUAGUCCAAAGAGCACAGUAUGGGAUGCUGGGAAACCGAGCAUUAUUCCACCUUCAAGCAAUUUAUCUGAACCCUUUACAAUAAAGAAAGCCAUUGGCAAAGGAACUAUCACAAACCACCCUGUACACAUAACUUCUAUCUUAUCUUCAGACAAAACAGAUGUUGAACUCACUGCUUUCAAAACAUCAGUUUUUUGAGUCAACACAAAGGACAGCUGCCUUGAUGCUGCAAUCCAUGAAGGACAUUUGUGAAGAAUAAGAUGAUUUGGAAUAAUGUGAAUGAAUUGAAAGAACUACAUGCACUCUUGAAAUUGACUGUUUUUCUAUAAAUAGGUCAUAACAAUGAUUUUGUUUUGUUCAAAAACUGUUCCCG